AACAUUGUUGUCAAUAAAGUUUCCGGAAAAAAGCCCCGGAUGGAUGAGAGUAAGCUGUACGACAGGUGUAGGCUUUCGUUUCGCUUCUCGGAGGUUUGAAGGAGCAUGGGACUGGAAAUUGCCGCUACUUUACCAAUGACUGGUCUUACGACGACGACAGUCCUCUCAGAGCUGCAGAGACUGCCAGAAUGAUGGGAACCAUCUCCAGGUGGACGUUUCUUCUGGGGUUCUUGGUGGGCGCCUGCUGCAUGUUCUUCUUCUUGCGCCAGGUGUGGUUUGAGCGAAGCUACCCGGUGCUGUCAGAAGCUCAAGAAAGAGCAACGACUGUUGGAGAAACACCAACCAGCUGGAGGAAAGAGGGAGCUUCACUCAUCAACCUGCUCCACCCACACCGGGCAGGUGAGGACAGCCGGCUAGCAGACUUGCUGUUCCAGAAGGUGCGCGUUCUCUGCUGGGUGAUGACGGGCCCGGAGAACCUGGAGAGCAGGGCUCGUCACGUCAGAGCCACUUGGAGUCGGCAUUGCAACCUUGUGGUGUUCAUGAGCUCUGUGGGCGAUCCCGACUUUCCCACGGUGGGUCUGGACACCAAAGAGGGCCGCGACCAGCUGUACUGGAAGACCAUCCGAGCUUUUCACUACGUCUAUGAACGCCAUGCAAACGAUGCAGACUGGUUCUUAAAGGCAGACGAUGACACUUAUGUAGUGGUGGACAACCUGCGCUGGAUUUUGUCCAACCACACCCCAGAAGAACCUGUUUAUUUCGGGAAACGCUUUAAGCCUUACACUAAACAAGGGUACAUGAGUGGGGGAGCCGGCUAUGUGCUCAGUAAGGAGGCCCUUAAGAGGUUUGUGGAGGGCUUUCGGACCGGUACGUGCACUCACACCACUCCUGUGGAAGACCUAGCAUUGGGUCAGUGUUUGGAAAAGAUGGGUGUGAUUGCAGGCGACUCCAGAGACACUUUACAUCGAGAGACUUUUCAUCCGUUUGUGCCAGAGCACCAUCUUACCACCAAGUUCUCCAAGAGCUUCUGGUACUGGAGCUACUGCUAUUAUCCAAUUGUUGAGGGUCCACAGUGCUGCUCAGACCUGGCCGUAUCCUUCCACUAUGUGGACGCCACGCUGAUGUACACGCUGGAGUACUACACCUACUACCUCCGAGGUUAUGGCUAUGUGCCUCGCUACCGGCCCUCUGUGAGCGGGGCUCCUCCCCAGACAGCCGGGACGACGGGACUCGUUCAGGCGCUGACAGACAGGAAGAAGCACUCGAGCUCGGUAGAUUCUGCUUCUAGCAACCAAACCAAAUUGGAAAAACUCCAAGAAAAGAAGAAAAAAGACAACUUGAACCUCGUUAUGAGCACAGUGACGCCAAACACUCACGGCUGAAUCACUGCUGUUUUUCAGCUGGGGCUGAACGUGCUGUUAUAACUGCAAUUAUCUGAUCUGUAUUAGAAUUGACAGUGGAGGCCCCUGUGGCGUCUCUCACCCGGUGACAAGGUGAGAGAAGCUGUGCUGGAGAAGUCCUCCACCCGGCGCGGCUUAUUUGCUAAUUGGUCAUUUUUCCUGACAAAACCUUCUGAAAGAAAAAAUAAGAACUCGCAGGAAAGGUGGAGACACUUCAGGAUGGCACCUACAUAUUUCACAAACCGUUUGCACAUGUCUUGUUUUUUUGUUUUUUUUUUUAACUUAAUUUGGGGAAUAGAAAGGCUCCAUGAAGGUACUUUACACCUCAGAUGAUUGCAUGUUUUUCCCUGUCUGGAGGGCAGCAGCUCCUGU
Oryzias melastigma (Indian medaka) is the source of this 1772-nucleotide messenger RNA. RefSeq names its product core 1 synthase, glycoprotein-N-acetylgalactosamine 3-beta-galactosyltransferase, 1a (gene c1galt1la). The transcript has 4 exons. Bases 189 to 1382 code for a protein of 397 amino acids. The record is from RefSeq and is a predicted model, not a curated record. Gene Ontology annotation, molecular function: N-acetylgalactosaminide beta-1,3-galactosyltransferase activity. NCBI's taxonomy places the organism in Eukaryota, Metazoa, Chordata, Actinopteri, Beloniformes, Adrianichthyidae. Gene Ontology annotation, cellular component: membrane.